AUGCGUUUAAUGCUUUCCAAAGCUGCAUUGAUUGUGGCAGCCAGUCUUGCUACCGUUACUGCUAUUCCUGAGAUUGUUGUAAAGGGCUCGAAGUUCUUUGCUGGUGAUGAACAAUUUUAUAUUAAAGGUUUUGCAUUCCAAGGCACUGGCAAUGAUCCUCUUGUCAAUAUAACUCAAUGCACAUUCGACAUGGGCCUCAUGAAAUUGUUCGGUACAAACUCUGUCCGUGUCUACCAUGUUGAUCCGACAAAAGACCACACCGCGUGCAUGAAUGUUCUUGAGAAUGCUGGCAUCUACCUUUGGGUCGAUCUAGAUACAUUCGAUACAGCGCUCCACUCCAUAGACCCAGCUUGGACACUUGACCAAUUCCAAAAGUAUGCCAAGGUCAUGGAUGCAUUUCAAAGAUUCCCAAAUACUGCAGGUUUUUUCAUCGGCAACGAAGUUAUCAAUUCGAACUAUAAUUCCAAUGCUGCUCCAUAUAUUAAAGCUGCUACUGCCGAUAUGAGAGCUUACCGUGAUAAAAUGGGUUAUCGAAAGAUCCCAAUUGGUUACUCUGCCGCUGAUAUUGCUGAGCUACGACCUCAAUUGCAAAAUUAUCUUGCUUGUGGUGAUCCAAAGACUACCAUCGAGUUCUUUGGUCUUAAUUCUUAUGAAUGGUGCGGUAAUUCUACCUAUGAUAGUUCGGGUUAUCAUAACCUGCAAAACAUGGCUGAGAAUUACACCAUUCCAAUCUUCUUUUCCGAGACUGGUUGUAUCGUCCCUAGACCAAGAACUUUCGGUGAUCAAUUAGUCAUUUUCGGGCCUCAAAUGUCAGGAACUUGGUCUGGCGCGAUUAUUUAUGAGUGGGUCAACGAAGGAAACGACUAUGGAGUUGUUGAUUACAAGAACACUGAAUAUGGUGGACCUCCGAUUCCUAUGGAUCCUGAGUUUACCACUUUGAGAAACAUUUGGAAAUCAGCUAUUCCAAUGGAAGUCAAAAAAUCAGAUUACAAUCCAAACAAGCCAACACCGGCUUGCCCGCCUAGUGUGGAAGGAGCCUGGAAAGUCAAUGGUGAUGAACCUCUUCCCACGUUGGGAGCUGCCACAUUGAAGAAUGUUGUAAGUAUGAAGAAACGCCGGACUUCUAUGCACGCGAUACAUCCACACGUCUUUUGGGGUGGUAAGAACGGUCCAACAGAACCAAAGUCCACUAGUUUGAAGAUUGAAGUAGGUGUGCAGAGUGGCGUUUUGGGACUAUUUAUGAUUGUGGUUGUUACUUUCUUUUCUAUGUGA
This is a messenger RNA of Sclerotinia sclerotiorum 1980 UF-70, 1272 nucleotides long. RefSeq lists its product as hypothetical. Gene Ontology annotation, biological process: fungal-type cell wall (1->3)-beta-D-glucan biosynthetic process. The coding region runs from base 1 to 1272 and encodes 423 amino acids. The transcript has 3 exons. The record is from RefSeq and is a predicted model, not a curated record. Lineage: Eukaryota; Fungi; Ascomycota; Leotiomycetes; Helotiales; Sclerotiniaceae. Gene Ontology annotation, cellular component: fungal-type cell wall; cytoplasm. Gene Ontology annotation, molecular function: 1,3-beta-glucanosyltransferase activity.